Messenger RNA from Lathyrus oleraceus (garden pea), 1152 nucleotides. RefSeq lists its product as uncharacterized. The record is from RefSeq and is a predicted model, not a curated record. Bases 1 to 1152 code for a protein of 383 amino acids. Gene Ontology annotation, biological process: proteolysis. Gene Ontology annotation, molecular function: aspartic-type endopeptidase activity. NCBI's taxonomy places the organism in Eukaryota, Viridiplantae, Streptophyta, Magnoliopsida, Fabales, Fabaceae. The transcript has 3 exons.
AUGUCUGUGGUCAAGAGUCAUUUGUUAAAGAAUGAAGUUUUUCCUGGUUGUGAUAAUUACUGUGCUGCUUGUAUUGUAACUGCAAAUGGGUGUGUAACAUUGAGGGAGACGGUUCAGAAAAUGAUGGAUGAGGGAAGUCUCCGAUUCGAGAAAGUUGCUUUGGAGAAUGAGGAUAUUUCAACGAUAACCAUUUAUUUCGAUCCUGUCCACUUGUCAGUGUCGGCAAAUGUGGUUCCAAUUACCAUCACGGUACCUGGACCUAUUUUUUAUGAAAGUGAUGGUGUUGUGCCAUGGGACUAUGGUGGUGAUGUGUAUUGCAACGGGGAAAAGAAGGAAGAUCAGGCUGCAGUUGACACCGCCGUUUCAAAGGUGGACAAUGCCGGGCUUAGUGGUUUCUCUCGCAGCGGGAGGUUGUUUGCGCCUAACACGUUGAGAGGUGGUGAUGUAGAAAAAGAACAGAGAGAUAAGGCUGAGGCUUUAGCCAGGGCAAAAGGAAAGCAAGUGGUGAAUGAGGAUACUCCUAGAGCGGCACAGGCGCCUGUUGAGCCGGAAAGUGAGUUUGACGCUGAAGCCGAGGAGUUUUUGAGAAUUAUUAAGAAGUCUGACCAUGGGUUGGGUUUCACUGAUCUCGAUCUUACUAUGGACGGGCGCAAUUACAAUAAGGCACUACACAUAUCGAUGGAGUGUAAAGGAGCUGUGCUUUCGCAUGUUUUGGUUGAUACGGGCUCGUCACUCAUUGUGUUGCCUAAGAAGGCCUUGGCUAAAUUGGACUGUGAGGGAUUGAUUUUGAGGCCUACUGAUCUGGUGGUUAGAGCGUUUGGUGGCUCUAAAAGGGCUGUGUUCGGGGAAGUUGAGCUCCCCAUAAAGAUUGGUCCUGAGAAGUUAAAGUACAUCUUGGACGGGCAAGUCGUGACAGUUUGCGGUGAGGAGGAUAUUUUUGUCAGCCAGUUGUCAUCAUUUAAGUAUGUGGAAAUGGACGGUGAAAUAUUCGAAACACCAAGCCAGACGUUUGAAACCAUCAAGGUGGAGAAUGUCAUUUUUGCCGAAAGAGAGAAGAAGCCGUCCAUUGCUUCUUAUAAACAGGUUGUGGAGGUGGUGAAAAGUCGAGAGGCCCCAGGUUGGGGAAGAGUGAUAGAUGUUGCGGUGAAGUAG